Acanthoscelides obtectus is the source of this 6530-nucleotide messenger RNA. NCBI's taxonomy places the organism in Eukaryota, Metazoa, Arthropoda, Insecta, Coleoptera, Chrysomelidae. The record is from the annotation of a GenBank genome assembly.
CAACGCCGUCCCAGACGGGAACAUUCGAUUUCUCUGCGGCGACCAUUGGUGUUUCUUCAUGUCAUUUUGUUUUCGUGUGUCUAUUCGUUAUUAGACUAGACGCAUUUUAACAAUAAUUAUGCGUCGCGAAUGGUGAUUACGAAUAUGAAGAAAUAGUGGAACACGAUGAUAAACAAUUUAAGAAGGCGGUUAUUAUAGUGAUUCCUCCUUUUGUUGGCGGAUUCCGCGCGUUACAGACUCCAAAAAAUUCCUAUUUAUUGUGUGUACAUUAGGUGUAUUUAAAGACUGAUCCCCAAAGGAAAUGGAUGAGAAAUCGGCGAUAUUCAUCGUCAGUUUGCUGCUGAUCGGCGUGAUAAACAAAGUCGUAUGGUGCGCGGAAGACAACAGCUCGUUGUCAGGGCACGCCCCUUCAGAGGGGGGAGCGGGCCACUGCGUCUGGUACGGCGAAUGCAACAAGAAGAGCUCCACCAAACAAAAUUGCCCGUACGACGGCCCCGCGAAGCCCCUGGAUGACGCUAAGGGGAAGGCGUUGUUGAAGAAAUGGUGCGAUGGGGUCAUCGAUCCUGACAAGCCAAUGUGCUGCGAUUACGCGCAACUUCAGACGUUCGACCAGAAUAUGGGCAUGCCCAGUAGUUUGCUGGGGAGAUGCCCGUCAUGUUUUGUGAACCUACGAAGACAUAUCUGUCUGCUGACUUGUGCUCCGAACCAAUCAGAGUUCCUCGAAGUGAAGAAGACCGAAGUGAAUAAGGAGAACAGAACUUACAUCACUGAAUUGGAUAUCCAUAUCACCAAUGAUUAUCUAUGGGGAACUUUCAACUCCUGCAUUCAAGUCAGCGUACCAUCUACGGGUACGAAAGCGCUGGAUUUGAUGUGCGGUCAAUGGGGCGCCGUCAAGUGCAAUCCGAUGCGGUGGUUCUCGUACAUGGGCGACAAGACCACAUUCAGCGUUCCCUUUCAAAUGAACUACAUCAACGAAACAGGCAAUUCGACCGGCGGCAGAUUCACGCCCAUGGAUCCACCUACGAUUCCGUGCAGCCAGUCAGUGGACGGUGUGUCGGCGGCGUGCAGUUGUGUGGACUGCGCCCAAAGUUGCCCGGUGCCUCCCCCUCCCGCCCCAAAACCAGCCCCGUUUGUCAUCGCUGGCUUCGAUGGGGUGUCUUUCCUCAUGUUGAUCAUUUUCCUCGCCGGAUCGAUGGCCUUUCUCAUGUGGAUAUACGUCUGCAAGCCUAAGAAUGACAACAUUAGAGGACGUGUCAGUUUCGAACAAGAAUUGUUCAUUGAGACGAAUGAUGAAUUUGAUCAAGCGGUGGGCAGUAGCAUUGCGGCCGAAUUGGGGCAUCGUUCCGAGGAAUUGCGUGCGGCCGUCGGCAGGCGAUUAGCGGGCGGCACUCCGCAGAGGCAUGCGUCGCAAGUCGCUCUCGGAGAGGCCGUCGAAAACGAGGACAGCCCCUUGCAAUCAUCCAAGAGAUCUAGUGUAGCGUCUGAGGCCGCCCACGAGCUGGACUCGCAUUCGAUCAACAAAUCCUCGGAAGAUUACGAGAAACCGUCGUCGUUCAUCGAGAAAUUGGGCGCAAACACGGACUUGUACCUGCAAAGGGGAUUCGAAAAAUGGGGCACAUACUGCGCGCAGAAACCGUGGCUGAUACUGUUUCUGGGAGCAUGUCUGGUCGUCACUUUAGGACACGGCGUUAAAUACUUGAAGGUAACGACGGAUCCUGUGGAAUUGUGGGCGUCUCCGACGUCUCGCAGCCGCGUCGAGCGCGAAUAUUUCGACAGCCACUUCGAGCCGUUCUACCGCACCGAACAGAUCAUCAUCAGGGCGAGGAACCUCUCCGAAAUACACCACAAUACGUCCGACGGUAUCGUCGAGUACGGUCCGGCUUUUAACAGGGAUUUCCUGUUGGCCGUGUUAGAUUUGCAAGAGAGAAUCAAGAAAAUCGGCGAAGGAGAAUGGUACAGCUUGGACAAGAUCUGUUUGGCGCCGUUGAGGAGCGUAGGUCAGACUGAGACUGACGUGAACGAGUGCAUAGUGGAGAGCAUUUGGGGAUAUUACAAGGACAGCAUAGAAGAAUUCAACAAAACCGAGCUGGAUCCUGCUAAAUAUACCACCAACUAUUUGGAUCACUUCAUAAAAUGCGCCGCGAAUCCAUACGAUCCUCUGAACUGCAUAGCGCCUUACGGCGGUCCCGUGGACCCCGCAAUCGCCCUAGGCGGUUUCCUGCAACCGGGCGACACUUUAGCCAAAGAGCCGCACUACGAAAAGGCCACCGCGGUGAUUCUCACGUUCAUCCUUCAAAAUUAUCACAACAAAUCGUUGUUGUCGCCGGCGAUGGAAUGGGAGAAGGCGUACGUGGAGUUUAUGCGAAAUUACACGGAAACGGAAAAACCCGAUUUCAUGGACAUCGCGUUCAGUUCGGAACGAUCCAUCGAAGACGAACUGAAUCGAGAGAGCCAGUCUGACGUGCUCACCAUUUUGAUCUCUUAUCUGAUCAUGUUCGCGUAUAUCGCCGUCUCCUUGGGACAAGUCAACACUUGCUCCAGGCUUCUGAUAGACAGCAAAGUGACGCUGGGUCUCGGUGGUGUCCUGAUCGUACUUACCUCCGUGAUAUCGUCCGUCGGUCUGUUCGGAUUCGUCGGAAUUCCGGCCACGUUGAUCAUCAUCGAGGUGAUACCGUUCUUGGUUUUGGCCGUCGGCGUGGACAACAUCUUCAUCUUGGUGCAGACCCACCAGAGGGACGCGAAAAGACCGAACGAGUCGCAAGCGGAACACAUCGGGCGCAUCCUAGGACAAGUCGGGCCUUCCAUGCUGCUCACCAGCGUAUCGGAAAGCUGCUGCUUCUUCCUGGGCACGCUGUCGGACAUGCCGGCGGUCAGGGCGUUCGCCCUAUACGCAGGUAUGGCUCUGUUGUUCGAUUUUCUGUUGCAAAUCACCUGCUUUGUGAGUCUCCUGUCACUGGACACGAUGCGGCAACAGUCGAACCGUUUGGACAUUUUCUGUUGGAUCAGAGGCAGCAAAAAGAACGAACCCCAUGGAGGCGCCGCUGGCGGAGGUCAAGAAGGCCUCCUUUACACAUUUUUCAAAGAGGUCUACGUACCGCUGCUCAUGAAGAAAUCGGUUAGAGUAAUCGUGAUGAUAGUGUUUUUCGGAUGGUUGUGCUCGUCAAUAGCUGUCACACCAAAAAUCGAAAUUGGUCUAGACCAAGAAUUAUCUAUGCCCGAAGAUAGCUACGUCCUAAAAUACUUCAAGUCUUUAAAGGAAUACCUCAGCAUAGGGCCUCCGGUAUAUUUCGUGGUGAAGAACGGCCUUGACUACAGCGAAGAGCCGAUCCAGAACAAGAUUUGUUCUGGACAGUACUGCAACAAUAAUUCUCUGGUAACGCAAGUGUUCGUGGCCAGCAAAAUGCCGGAAUCCUCGUACAUUUCCCGACCGAGUUCCAGUUGGAUCGACGAUUAUUUCGAUUGGUCAGCCUCGAGUGAUUGUUGCAAACGCUACACCAACGGCAGUUUUUGCCCCCAUACCGAUCCUGAUGGCGAUUGCGAGGAGUGCGAGAUCGCGUUGUUGCCGCGCACGAAGCGUCCCGACGCCGAGGACUUCAAGCGGUACGUGCCGUUCUUUUUGAAGGACAAUCCGGACGAUUCUUGCGCGAAAGCGGGUCACGCCGCGUACGGAUCGGCCGUCAAUUACAGGGAGAAUAGAUCGAGCCAUCUGGCGGAGGUCGGAGCAUCCUAUUUCAUGGCCUACCACACGAUAUUGAAAACGUCCGCCGAUUAUUACGAGAGCAUGAGAGCCGCUAGAAAGCUGGCCGGCCAAAUGACCGACACAGUUGGAGUGGAGGUGUUCCCGUAUUCAAUAUUCUACGUGUUCUACGAACAGUACCUGACGAUGUGGCCCGAUACUCUGUUCAGCGUCGGCGUCAGUUUACUCGCCAUAUUCCUGGUCACUUUCUUCCUCAUGGGACUGGACGUAUUUUCCAGUAUCACCGUAAUCAUCACUAUCACCAUGAUUCUCGUAAAUCUCGGAGGACUCAUGUACUGGUGGCACAUAACGUUGAACGCCGUCUCGUUAGUGAACUUGGUGAUGGCGAUCGGCAUUUCGGUGGAGUUCUGUUCGCAUUUGGUGCACAGUUUUUCGACGUCCGUGAAGGCGACGCGUCUGGAAAGGGCGGCCGACGCUCUCACCAGAAUGGGCAGCUCCGUUUUCUCGGGCAUCACGCUCACCAAAUUCGGGGGCAUCAUCGUACUCUAUUUCGCCAAGAGCCAGAUUUUCCAGGUGUUCUAUUUCCGAAUGUACCUGGGCAUCGUGUUAUUUGGCGCAUCUCACGGACUCAUCUUCCUGCCUGUACUUUUAAGUUUUAUAGGGUCUCCGAUGAAUAAGGAGAAAUUGGCGAAACACAGGACUUUAAACGGGGAGCAAAUCCAGGAGACGCGUUUCGGCAGAGCGUGAUGUCGUCGCGAGCCUCCUCGCUCCGUGAUCGCGACCAGCUGCACCGCGGACCAACAACCUUGGACAUCGACGAGAUCGAGGUCGAGGGGGGGCCAUCGUCUCCUCUGUUGCUGCCAACUGCAUCGCACCCUGGGUACAAUGCUUUAGAUCGAUCGCCUUUCGAUCGCGUGCGAACAAAUUAACGCGACGAACAGAUAUGUUCGUCAUUGGCCGCUAUUGCUUCACUGUCUAUCGUAUAUAAAUACAUUUAUUCCUAAGGGACCAAAGAAUGCGUCAGUCUCAUUACAUUGGUUCAGAAAUAAGAAAUGCGAGACGUACACCUUUUGGUUUUUGCAAAUUUUGUUUACAAAAAUCUCAACCUCGUAUGUACUUUUUGAACAAUUGUAACUUGAGUCCUCAGUCCCUCUUAACGUUGAAUAUAAACGUCAAACUGUCGCAUUUAUUCAACCAAUUUUCCUUCAACAAUAUCGCAGUCGUGUACACGUUUGUAUCGUUCCUGGGAAUAACGCGUACAGUCUCCGAAAAUCAAAAGUUCGCCUCGUGUUAACCUAUCAAACAAAACAAUUAAGUAAGCCUAAAACACUGCUCGGAGACUUGUAAAGGUUUGAUCUGCAAUUUAGAUACUUGGACACCUCAAAAAUAAUGAUUUUUAACCGAGUUUUCGGGCACCAAUGAGCCCGAUGAACGGUUUACAUUUCGAAAACGCUCAGUUUAAGAGAGCUAUGUCUAAGGUCGUUUUUGUUUGAAAUUGUCCGGAAAGCCUUGAAAGAAAUUUAUCCGGAUCGAAAAAAAUGCUGAAAUUUGCCAGCUGUGAAAACUGUUCUCGUAAAGUCAUUAUUUCUUUUUAAUUUAACCUACAAGACUCAAAAGAGUAUCGAGUAUUACUUUUAAUUUUCGCUGACUGUACCUGCUCUCAUGAUAAAUGAUACGGCAACGUGAUAACAUUGAUAUUGCUGGGUAAGAACGGAUUGUGCAGUAUAUUCUAAACGUAGUAAGUUUUUAUUUUACAAGAGUGAUAUUUUUAAUUAUAAGAACGAGGUUGUUGUUAUCGUUGUAUGGGUGUUUGUAACUCCUUACGUAGAAAAAAUACUUUUAAACAUAAUUGUUUUGUUAGAGUGACUUCGCCCUCAGAAUUUUGUUAUAUAUAUUUUGAUGUGAUGUGGAACAUGGACUAUUUUGUAGCUUAAAUAAUAAAUAGUAGCAAAAUUUUGAAGUGAAAGGAAUGAUAGUGAAUUUGUAGUCGCGUUAUUUUUUUAGCCAAAGUGUAUGGAUAAAUUAUGUGUCGCUUGGAACCCUCUCGUCAAAUGUUUACGUCAAUAUCUCUGCGUUAUUUCGAUUGUAAAUAAUGUAUCAAGGAAUAGGGUGCUAUCAAGUUGUUCAUGUGGAUGAAACAUGAGAAAAUAGGGUAAAUAAGUAUGGUGUGUUAACGCAGUUCAAUGGUUAAAUGAUAUGUUGAAAGAUUAAGGUUUAUUUCUAAAAAUUUUGAUAGGUAGCGGCAUUUUAUGAUAUAAACAAGCGUGUACUUAACUGAACCAUUUUUUCAAAUUAUUUAAUUAGCAGUAUUCGUGUAUUUUAUACCCUCCAACGUGCCUUCAAAGUUUUUAGUAAUGAUCGUAUAUGUAUUUUUCGUUAAAAGAGAAUCAUAAAAAAUCGUUUAACCAAUCAGUAUAAACGGACCUUGAAAGAUAUUUUUGAAUUUUGUAAAAUAAAACUGUUUGAAUUGUAUGCAUAUGUAAGAAGACUGGAUAGAAAACACCUUAAACAGGAUGUUUCCAUAUCAUGCUGCUUUGUGAUUUAAAGAUUUUUUUGUAAGCAACUCCAUGGAAUUUCUAAUCACUUUUUUGUACUUGUCCACGUAAUUAAAAUUAAUAAUAAAAAAAAUAUCGUUAUACAGAGUGCAACCUAACAAGAACGUAUAGUGAAACAAAUUUAAAUAGAAAAGAUCAAUCAUAUAGACAUGUGUCGUAAAAAGCCUAGUUUCCAAAGUAUGGUUUAUACAAAUUUUGAUUUUUCAUUAGCAUCUCGAAAAUUUUUAUGCCGAUGCUGACAGUUAUUUUUUUUCGGAUUACAGUUAUGACACACUUUU